GAAUAGUAUGAUUCUCUCCAGAGAGCGUGUAAUCGGUUUUUCGAGAAACUGUAAAAAAGUUACAUUUGUGGUUUGCCCUUUCAUAGGCUAAGGGCGACCAUAGAAAAGAUAUAUAUCGAUCUACCUUUAUACACAUAUAAAAAUUUUGUUUCAUUUGUUUUCAGCUACUGAAGUUUAAAGAAAUCAAAUAAAAACAUUCUUUUAAUCAAAUAUGAAUGAUAAUACGAAAAACCAUGGUUAUUUUGUUGCCUUGUACUAUUUUUUGGGCUAUGGCUGCGUACAGUAGAGUGAACUCUGAAAGUAUUUUACAGAAUGUUGCCAGUUAUAAAGAUUGUUCCAUACAAAAUAAGAAAAUAUCAAGCAUUACAGCUGGGAAGGCUAAUUUCAGGUACAGAAAAGAAGACAAUUCCGCUCAUUGUGACGUGUGCAAGGCCAAAAUUACAUUUUGGGAAGAUAUUGUAGAUCCCUUUGCUAUGCACAAAUCAAGUUGUGGUUAUUUGAAAGAAUAUAGAUCUAGAAUAACAUUAAUUAAAUUGCCUACUCAGAAUGCAAGAGAUAUGAUACAAUCUUUCUCCAAAAGUUUUGGAAUUAAACAAAAGCAUUCUUAUAAACCAUUCUCUGACACAAUUGAAGAGUCUUAUAAGAAUUUUCCGAAGCCUCAUUUAGUGAAAAAGUUAAUCGACGCUAAUUUUUGGUAUACGAAUAUAGGUGACUCAUGUAUAUGCGUAGUCUGUAAAUUGAUUGCAAAAGAUUGGAAUGAAGAGAAGCCUAUUAAUAUCCAUUUUAAAAAAGCAAAACACUGCAAAUUUAUACAAAGUUGGUAUUCUGAUGAAGAUUGUCCCAAGUUUAACUAUACGGACACUCUUGCUAGAUCUUUCACUGAUAAGGAAUAUCAUUAUGUACCAGGACUAUCGAAAAUUGAUUUAAAUAAUAUUACCGUUAACGAAGAACUUGUUGAAGAGGAUACUAUAGAUCAUGAACCAAAGAAUAGGAAAUUGAAAUCAUUCGCCAAAAGAAGAAAGAGUUUGAACAAAUUAAGGUUAUCAGUUGAAUACAAAAAUGAAUUGGCAGCAGCAGGAUUUUAUUGUGACACGAUAUCUGAACAGAACAGACAGUAUCUAGUGGUAUGUUAUCAUUGCAAAGCACAGAUAAGAACAAAUAAUGAACAUGUAAAUCCAACGAUUUUUCACGCAAUGUGGCAUCCAUUGUGUGCUUAUAUCAUUCGAAGAUGUGGUCUUGACAAUGUAAGGCGAUUUGCUUCACUACCAAAUUAUUUAUACAAGAAAGAUACGCCAGAUAAUAGCAAAUCUCAGUCCAGCUUCUCUAAUAUAGAUCCAAGAGAGGCAAGGGCUAGAAUGGAUACACCUAUUGUUCAAUUAAUUGUUGCACAAGGUCAUAAUUGGAAUACAAUAUUGAGAGCUAUAGAAAUUUUUAUGAGAAGAAGUGGAGAUGAUUUUACCAGUGCAACGGAAUUGUUGGAUGUUGUUAAGGAAUUGGAGGAAAAGGCAUUUUCUGAAAGGGAAAAAAAGACAGAUGCUAUUCCUGAUAAUCCCCUUCCCGCUAUUCCUGAUACUCCACCCAAAACUGAGGAGGACUAUAGGCUACGAAAUGAUGCAAUUAAACAAGCCAGGCGGUGCAAGAAUAUUAAGAGUGAUGGAAAGCGUUGUGAAGAAACAAGUAACAUUGUCAGUUUGCCCUGUGGAUGUUUGGCACUUUGUGAAUAUUGCGCUGACGAUGUUGUCUAUUGCAAACGAUGCAAUCAUGUCAUAAGGGGGACAGUAAAAAUAUUUCGUUCCUAA
Dimorphilus gyrociliatus is the source of this 1799-nucleotide messenger RNA. Lineage: Eukaryota; Metazoa; Annelida; Polychaeta; Dinophilidae. The record is from the annotation of a GenBank genome assembly.